Racocetra persica is the source of this 461-nucleotide messenger RNA. The record is from the annotation of a GenBank genome assembly. Lineage: Eukaryota; Fungi; Glomeromycota; Glomeromycetes; Diversisporales; Gigasporaceae.
AUGCCUCAACAAAAAACACGUAAUCAUGCGACCGUAGCAUGUACAAAUUGUCGAAGAAAACACCAAAAAUGCAAUGUACUUUUUGAACAAAAUAAAUGUACAAAUUGUAAUGAUCGAAAUUUGCCUUGUAUUCUUAUGCCAGGUAAUAAGCGUGGACCAAAGUCCGCUGCUGAAGUGUUCAUUGCCAAUUCUCCUUCUCCUAAUUCAUUUUCUGCUAGUAAUUCUUUCUCAUAUCCUUAUAACCAUAUUACUGUUACUAAUGCUAGCAAUUAUGAGACUAUUGAAACUUUUCAAAAUACUCAACUUUUAUCAAAUUUUUCUAAUGAACCAAUAAUGCCAAACAAUGAACCAAAUAUAUCUUCCUUUUUAACUAAUAAUUUAAACGGUUCCUUCUAUCACGUAACUCCGCAUCCACAUAUUAACCCAUAUAAUGAAGCCACUGAAACAUCUCAAAACUGCGU